Molecule: messenger RNA, 743 nt
Organism: Cimex lectularius (bed bug)
Lineage: Eukaryota; Metazoa; Arthropoda; Insecta; Hemiptera; Cimicidae
Exons: 5
Coding region: 66-620 (184 amino acids)
Source: RefSeq, a predicted model, not a curated record
CACAGUCCAAAUCCACGAAGGGAAAACAGAUUUGUACAUUUCUGCGAUUUCUGAGCUGCAACACCAUGAAGAUCCUCUUUUUUGUUUUUGUUUUGCCUAUGUCUAUUCUGGGAGAAGACAAAUUUUGUAAUUUUAAGAACGUCAAAAGGAAAUUGAACGAGAGAUGGCUGGUUAGUACAUGCAGAGUGGCUGUAUGCGAAGAAUCAGAACAAGGCGGCUUACAAGUGAAACUUAUCUCGACUGGAGGAUCGGGAAUGGUCUUAUUCCACAACCAACGACACUGCGACGUGUCGAGCAGGUCGAAAAUCACUGAUGUGGACAACUGCGCCGCCGAUAGCUCAAUGAACUGCCCAACCGGAUGCUUACACGAAGGCAAGUACAGAAGACACGGAGAGACUUGGCCGGUCGCGGGAUGCAGGGGUGCAUCCUGUUGGGCACCUGACAAUGGACCAAAACAUGUGACUAUCAUCCCCUGUCAACCCGUCUACACUGACCUUACUCCGAGUCAGGUUGAUCAAGGCUGCAGAAUCGUUUUUAAUAUGACAGAAGUUUAUCCUUCUUGUUGCUAUCCUAAAGUGGUGUGCGACAAUGCACACACAAGCGACAGUUUCAGAGUUUGAAACAAAAUAUAAUAUGACGAGUACGACUACUGGGAUUAGGGCGAGGCUUGUUUGCCAAAGCAGUGGGUCGCUGCGUUAUGAACUGUUACAUGUUUGAAUAAUAAGACUCUUGAAUACGUCAAA